Plectropomus leopardus (leopard coralgrouper) is the source of this 387-nucleotide messenger RNA. The record is from RefSeq and is a predicted model, not a curated record. NCBI's taxonomy places the organism in Eukaryota, Metazoa, Chordata, Actinopteri, Perciformes, Serranidae.
GAUCACAGACGGAGAGGUCCUCCUCUCAGCAUGCAGUCGGAACUUCUGAUUGGGUGGCAGCAGGAGAAGGCGGAGCUUAAACAGGAGGUGUGUCGCCUGCAGGAGGAGUUGGCAGAGAGCCGAGCAGAGAGGGAGGAGCUGGAGUCCAGGAGCAGAGUCCUGAAGGAGCGGCUGGUGCAGUCUGUGUGUCCUCCUCUCGGUGUCUCCCUGCAGCUGGAGGAGGAGCAGAGGGAGGAGAGGAGGAGGGUGAGAGAGGGGAGAGAGAGGGAGGCGCGACAGGCUCUACUCAUCCACCGCCUGCAGAACAAGGUUUUGGAGUACAGAGAUCGAUGUCAACAUUUGGAGCUUCAACUGCAGGACGAACACACACAGCUGACCAACACCGAG